Astyanax mexicanus (Mexican tetra) is the source of this 5626-nucleotide messenger RNA. It is a transcript of the gene rev1, whose product is annotated as REV1 DNA directed polymerase. Gene Ontology annotation, cellular component: nucleus. The transcript has 22 exons. Bases 289 to 4086 code for a protein of 1265 amino acids. Lineage: Eukaryota; Metazoa; Chordata; Actinopteri; Characiformes; Acestrorhamphidae. The record is from RefSeq and is a predicted model, not a curated record. Gene Ontology annotation, biological process: error-prone translesion synthesis; error-free translesion synthesis. Gene Ontology annotation, molecular function: damaged DNA binding; DNA-directed DNA polymerase activity; deoxycytidyl transferase activity.
AAUGGAAACAACGAGAGGAGGAGCCGGAGGAAGGAGAGGGGCUACAGAGAGCGCUGAACGGCGCCUGGCGAUGGAAAGCGGAGAUUAUGAGGGGAGAGGGAAUCUUCUGAAGCCCCGAAAACAUGCUCUCGAUAUCCAAAGACCCGUGUCUGCGCGGCUGUUCCGUUAAUACUGGGUUAAAACACUGUUGAACGGUUAAAGUGGACGCCUCGGCGGAGCCUGGGAAACAGCGGCGCGCUGCUUCGGAGUCGAUUAUCCGGUAGAAAAGGGGAGAAUAGGUUCCUCAGCAUGAGUCGAGAUGGAUGGAGGAAGAAAGCUAGUGAAGAUGAUGGCUGGGGAGGACGGGGAGGCUACAUGGCUGCUAAGGUUUCUAAGCUGCAGGAGCAGUUUCAGAAGGAUGCUCCCAGAGAAAAACAAAAUCGGGGAGCCUCAUCCAGCAUCUUCAGUGGAGUGGCUAUCUAUGUUAAUGGAUACACAGACCCCAGUGCAGAUGAGUUGCGCAGGCUAAUGAUGCUACAUGGAGGACAGUUCCAUCUGUAUUAUUCACGGUCCCAAACUACACACAUCAUUGCCACCAACCUGCCAAACAGCAAAAUAAAGGAGCUAAAAGAGGAGAAAGUAGUACGGCCAGAAUGGAUUACUGACAGCAUCAAGGCAGGACAUCAACUCUCCUACCUGCAAUAUCAGCUUUAUGCAAAGCAGAAGGGCUUAAACUUCACCAGUGUGAAUGCCAGGCAUGGCCAGGACGCUGGUGGAUCUGGUCACGGCCUCUCCGAACCCAACAUCAACCUUCCUCAAGCAUGCGAACUCAACCACUCUAACCCAGCUAUCAUUACUCAGACUGUGCCAUUCAAACAUGCUGAUAAAACCCAUUGUCAGCUGGACAUCAAACUGAAUGGCUCAUACACAGGUUUCUUUGAGCAUGAAGGCCCAAGUAUUAAUGGAAUACACGAAGAAGACACUGUUGAUAAUUCCUCUGUCAUUUUCCUAAAAGAAUCGAAAGACUAUCUACAAACCAAUGGCCAUGCUCAUCCUCUGAAUGGUGCCUUAAAAUUGAAAGAUUCUGUUGCGUGUUCAAAACGUGCAUUCCGAUUGGAGUCCAGACACCCUCAGGCUCAGCCUCCAGAGUCAGGAACAGAAGAAAUGAGGGGACUCAGCAGCAUUCAUUCAGCUGGUCUUACGAAGGAUACUGUAGCCUCCACAGCCAGCAGUUCUUCGGCACUCAGGCCUGAAGGUGUCAUUCAUCAAGAUCAAAGCCCUGAUUCAUCUAUCCUAUCAGAACCCCCUUCAGCACCAGUCACAACUGUUGCAACUGUUCUGAAAAAUGCAGGAAAUUCAGAGAAGUCAGAGAGUAGUCGAGUCAGACUGAAUGGAAGUCACCACAUUGCUUCUGACUUCACCCUGAAUGACUCUAACCACCAGACAGGCAAGUCACCGGCAAAGGGCUCAGAAGCUGGGAUUAUCUCAGAGUUUUUCUCUCACUCACGGCUCCAUCAUAUCUCCACAUGGCGAAAUGAGUUCUCAGAGUACGUAAACACACUGCAGAGCCGGCGUCGGGCAGCAGGUGGCGCUACAUUUUGCGGGAAAGAGAGGCUAAAGAAGAUCCGAGCUAGUCAGUGUGAAGGUUCUUCAUCCAUGCCUGCUCCUCAGGUACGUCAGUCCUGUAUUCUGCAUGUAGACAUGGACUGCUUCUUUGUGUCAGUGGGGAUCAGACACAGACCUGAACUAAUAGGGAAACCCGUAGCUGUGACGAGUAACCGUGGGCGUGGAGUUGUACCUCAGCGGGCUGGUGCUAACCCUCAGCUGGAGAUGCAAUACUACCAGAAGAAACGGACACAGUACAGAGCAGGGGGCGCAGACACUGAUAUUGAGAUGACCCCUUCUCCAGAAAAUGAAGAGACCUGUAGUAAUGGAGUAGAGCAGAAUGACCUGGCUGCUCUCUCUAUGGCAGAGAUUGCCUCUUGCAGCUAUGAGGCCAGGAAAGCGGGUGUGAGGAAUGGCAUGUUUUUUGGUCAGGCUAAACAACUCUGUCCUGGACUACAGUCCGUGCCGUAUGAUUUUCAAGCAUACAAAGAGGUGGCGCUGGCCAUGUACGAAACCCUUGCCAGUUAUACAUAUAACAUUGAGGCUCUAAGUUGUGAUGAGGCUCUAGUGGAUGCCACAGCGCUGCUGGCAGAGCUGGGGAUCACACCUGAUGAGCUGGCGAGUGCUAUCCGUACUGAUGUGAGGGAGAAAACAGGCUGUUCGGCCUCCAUUGGAAUGGGUUCCAACAUACUUCUGGCAAGAAUGGCAACUCGUAAGGCAAAACCUAACGGGCAGUAUUUUCUUAGACCGGAGGAGGUGGAUGAUUUCAUCAGAGAUCAGUCAGUUACCAGUCUGCCAGGUGUUGGGCGCUCUAUGAGCAGCAAGCUGGCCUCUCUGGGUGUAAAUACUUGUGGGGACCUGCAGCAGGUCUCCAUGGUGCGUCUGCAGAAGGAAUUUGGACCACGUACAGGACAGACUCUCUUCCGCUUCUGCAGAGGACUGGACGAUAGACCUGUUCGCAGUGAGAAAGAGAGGAAGUCUGUGUCCGCUGAAAUGAACUACAACAUCCGCUUCACGCAGGAUGAGGAAGCAGAGACUUUUCUGACUAACCUUUCCAUGGAAGUGCAGAAGAGACUGCAGGGAUCAGGGCUCAGAGGUCGGCGAAUAACACUAAAAGUGAUGAUGCGCAAAGCAGGGGCUCCGCUGGAGCCUGCCAAAUAUGGUGGACAUGGUAUAUGUGACAACCUGGCUAGAUCUGUGCUGCUAGCUCAGCCUACAGACAGUGGCCAGCUUAUAGCAGCAGAAGUCAUAAAGCUCUUCCGUACCAUGAAGCUGACUGUGUCUGACAUGAGAGGGGUGGGACUGCAGGUGCAUCUUCUUGAGAGUUCACACUCGGACACUGGACCAUCUCGUUCCCGCUCCAUCAGAGAUUUGUUCACAAGUAGACGGCCUGCGCAGACCCAGGGCAAAGAACAUCAGAGAACAGAUAAAUUUCCUAGCACGUCUUCCAAACAGGGGGAGGUUUCAUCUCCUUCUGUCCUGCACACCACUUUUUCUGAUCCAGUGCCUGGGACAAGUAAAGGGGAACCUUCUUCCCCCAGCCAUUCUCGGGCACACCUCAACCUCAGCAUAGAGGUGCCAUCUCCUUCUCAGGUGGAUCGCUCAGUAUUGGAAGCUCUACCGCUAGAGCUAAGAGAACAAGUGGAGCAGUCAUGGAGCCACAGAGAGGAGAAACCAAGUACCUCAUCUCAUCUAUUCACACCCCCUCACCGAACCCCUUCCACUACUCCUUUAGUGCCUCCGGCAGGCACCCUGCUGGUACACCUCCCAGAUCAGUCUGGACAAACAGGCAGCGCAGGCAUUGUACUGGAGUUACCUGACUUCUCCCAGGUUGACCCAGAUGUGUUUGCAGCACUCCCAAGGGAGUUACAGGAGGAGCUACGCUCUGCUUACAGAAACAGAGAUAAUACACAGGCUCAAAGCACCGUCGUUGAGCAGAGAAAUCCGCUCCUACAGCUGAAGCAGCCUGCAGUGGCCAAGAUGAAGCGACGCUACAAGAGGAAAAAUGCCAGUCCUGCCAAAAAGGGUGCAAGUCCAUUAAAACGACUCCUCCCAGGAAACAGCCCUGCAAAAUCCAGUCCCUCCAAAACCAUCCCGCUCUCUCUAAAGAGUAAUGAUGUCCCCCUUGGUUUCAAGACUGAACAUGCACCGUCCUCCUCCACAUUGAACAAUCAUGUGCCAGAUAAGCUAUCCAAAUUCGUCCCCCGCUCUGCACCAGCCCUAGCUGGAGCUUGUGAACUUGGCGACAUCAGAGCCCUGCUGCGGGAGUGGGUUACCACUAUCUCAGAGCCCAUGGAAGAGGAUAUUCUUCAGGUGGUGAAAUAUUGCACAGAGCUGGUAGAGGACAAAGACCUGGAGAAACUCGACCUGGUUAUCAAAUACAUGAAAAGGUUGAUGCAACAAUCUGUGGAAUCUGUAUGGAGCAUGGCCUUCGACUUUAUCCUGGACAAUGUGCAAGUGGUGGUGCAACAGACUUAUGGCAGCACCCUGAAAAUCACAUAAAGGCAUUUUGGGAGGUGUGUUCUUACCUCUGUCACUGUGAUAUCAGCUCAGUGCUGCCCUCUCAUCAUGAGACAACAGAAAGAAAUCCGGCUGAUGCUUCAACACUAGUGGUUGCUCCUGUCUAUCUACCUAUUACUGUAGCGUGGCUGCUUUGAUUUCUUGGACCAAGCCUUUUUCUAUGGAUACAUACAACAUCUGCAACAAUGGGGUCUAGCAGCAGCGUUUUAUUGUGACAUAAAUUUUCAGCAAGAGUUAACAGCAGUUGAUUACUUUUGUAGCAUGACCACAAAAUUGUAUCAAAAGGAUAUCUGUUUAUAGCGUCAGCUCGAGUCAGGUCAGAACUGGACAGUUUUGUUUUUUUCCCCACUCUCUUUUGAGAGCAACCACGUCCAAGCCAAACAUCAUGAUGUCUACAUGCUAGUUUAUACAAACUGUCUGAACUGCCCCUACUGACCAUGUUUUCUAUAUCUGUUUCUAUCACGCCUUUUUAUCAUGUUUGGAAGCUGGGAAAAUUUGGACUGCCUGUGAGCCCUUCAGGAGCCUGUUUUUUUUUUGUUGUUGUUUUUUUAACACCUCAUUGUACUUCCUCCCCUCUUUCUUUGUGCAUUUGUCAGUUCAAGUUCCAUUUUUGAUCCCAGGAGUAUAUGGCAAACAUGGUAGCAAAGGAAGGAGUGACAUGAAAAUUUGCCACCUAUCGGUCAGCCCUAAACAGCAAAUCUGAAAAACUAGCAUUUUGUAUGUAACUCAAGUGCCAGAUUUUGUAAGUAUAGCAUGUAGAUAAGUAUAGUUAAUGUCUAUGUAGAUCACAACAUUUCUAAAGAUUUUUUACGUGUUCAUAAUGUUUACAAGAUUUUGUGUUCUGUGUAAGUAUGUGUGCGUGAGGGGAAAAAUGUGUGAGAGAACGAGAUGAAGAAUAAUAUAAUUGUAAUUACACAGUAGCCAAAGUCCUCCUCAGAUUCUAAAUCAUCCUUAUCAUUUAUCUGUACAAGUCAUAAAAAUUAUGUUUAUCAACCAGCAUGGAACUAUGGAUGGGCAAGAAAUGGAUUUGUCAUCAGUUUCCAGACCAAAUCAUAAUUUAAGCAGAUUGGGUUGUGUUUUUAUAUUUGCUAAAAUAUGAUUAGAAUACUGUCACUGUCACGCAAAAACCUUAUCUCCCCAUCUCCAAAAAACAACUUUAAAAGAAAGAAAAAUAUUUCAGCUGCAUAAAAAUAUUUAUUUGAAUAGGAAUUAUUACUGAUGGUCUAAAUUUUGUGAUUACAUUGUAAAGAAAAACUGCCACAUUCUGUCAAAAAUGGCAAAAAAUAACAAUACAGGGUUUUGCGUGACUGUGACAAUAUGGUGCGGUUUGUUGCGCUGCUCACGGUAUAGCUCUUAGAUUCAUUUAUUCUGCCAUACAAAAGGGAAGGCCUGGAAUAUUUGGUCAGCAAAAUCCGCCUCAAAUGACUGACCUGUGCCUGAAGACCUGAAGCUGUGACACCAUUUGUAUGUUUUUUAAACUUGCUAAUAAAUUGCUCUUGUUCAACUUUUGGAGCUAAAUUCA